AUGAAAACAUUUCAAGGUAAUAAUAUCUCAGUUUUCAUUCUCGUUGGCUUUCCAACUCGUCCAGAGCUUCAGCCUGUACUGUUUACCAUAUUUCUUAUAACUUACAUUUUAACUGUAGCAGAACAUGUGAUCAUCAUUCUAACAGUCAAGGCUAAUGUAAACCUCCAUAAGCCAAUGUACUAUCUUAUGUGUAGUUUAUCUUUCUUGGAAAUAUGGUAUGUCACAGUCACCGUUCCAAAUCUACUGAACAACUUUCUUACACAAAAUAAUAAAAUCUCUUUCAUAGCUUGCAUGGUACAGUUGUAUAUCUUUAUAUCCUUGGCCUGCACUGAAUGUGUUUUGUUAGCAGUUAUGGCCAUUGACAGAUGUAUUGCUAUUUGUUUCCCCUUACGUUAUACAGUCAUUAUGAACCACACAUUUUGUAUUCAACUAGCUAUUGGGUCUUGGGUGCUGGGUUUUUCUAUUGCAAUGGUCAAAGCAUUUCUUAUUUUUAGGCUUCACUUCUGUGGCCCGAAUGUGAUCAACCAUUUCUUUUGUGACAUUUCUCCAGUCCUGAAUUUAGCUUGCACAGACAUGUCUUUUACUGAGCUGAUGGAUUUCAUACUUGCUAUGGUGAUCAUCAUGAUUCCUCUAGUAGUGAUCAUCAUCAUAUAUAUUUGUAUUCUUUGGACAGUGCUAAUAAUACCAAACAACGUGGGACGCCAGAAGGCUUUCUCAACUUGUGCUUCUCAUCUUACCAUUGUCAUAAUAUUUUAUACAACCACGUUAUUUAUUUAUGCAAGACCAAGAAAAGCGAAUCCAUUUAAUAGGAAUAAAUUGGUAACCAUUUUAUAUUCCAUUUUGACCCCACUUAUAAAUCCAAUAAUUUACUGCCUGAGGAAUAGAGAAGUACAACACGCAAUAAGAAAAUCAAUUACUAAAUACAUUGUAAGAGGCUCCUCAGCCGCCUCCUAG
This is a messenger RNA of Nanorana parkeri, 954 nucleotides long. RefSeq names its product olfactory receptor 6B1-like. The coding region runs from base 1 to 954 and encodes 317 amino acids. Gene Ontology annotation, molecular function: G protein-coupled receptor activity; olfactory receptor activity. Gene Ontology annotation, biological process: G protein-coupled receptor signaling pathway. The transcript is spliced from 2 exons. Gene Ontology annotation, cellular component: membrane. Lineage: Eukaryota; Metazoa; Chordata; Amphibia; Anura; Dicroglossidae. The record is from RefSeq and is a predicted model, not a curated record.